AUGGGAUUUUCACGCCGACUCCGGUCGCUGCCACUGGCAGCCGUGGCCGUACUCUGUCUCGUUUUGAUGGUCGCCGCCGAUAGCGUGCCCAUCUCCGAAGACGGUUCAUGCGGCUACGGUAUCGUGUCGACGUGUAUUGGCUCCGAAUACGGUGACUGCUGUUCGGAGCACGGCUGGUGCGGCAACACGGCGGAUCACUGUCUCGACGGAUGCCAGGCCAGCCACGGCUUCUGCGGUGCGCAGUAUUUGGGGGUGGGUGGCGGGGGUGGUGACAGUGGAAAUGGUGGCAGCAACAGCGGAGGCGGCGGCGAUGGCAGCGGUGUUGGCGGCGGGUCUGUGGCAACGACGACCAUCGGGUCGGUCGUGUACGUGACGUCGAUUGUGACAGCGCAAGUGACGGCCACGACCACGGUGACGCGUCUGGUGCCGGCGUCGUCGACGCUGUUUACGUGGAAGACGUUUACGAAGCUGUCGACAGCGACCACGACGACAACCGAGACGAAAGCGACGGCGCUGACCACGGCGACGACGACCUCGACGAAAGUCGUGACAACGGGCACCGUGGCGUCGGUCGUGUCAGUCGUGGUCAGCGAGACGGCGAUCGCGACGGUCACGGUGACGACGAUUGACAGCACGAGCACAACGGCGACGAGCAUGGUGUACGUCACGAGCCUGGCCACAGCGACACAGUCGCUGACCAAGACGCUGCUGUCGACGCACUGGGAGACGGCGACGGCGACGGCCACCGUGACGAGCACCAACGCCAUCUACGUGACGGACCUGGAGAGCUCGACGCGGGUGCUGACGAGCACCCGCUACACGACGCAUUGGGUGACGGCCGAGACGACGUCGACGUCGACGGACGUGGCUCACGAGACGGUGCUGACGACGAAAUGGGCCAAUGCGACGUCGACGGCCGUGGUGACGGCGACGGCGACAAAGACGGAAACGGCUGUGGUCACGCAGACGCGGCUCGCGACAGAGACGAGCACGACGGUGGCCGUGUCACGUGUGACGUCGACCAUCAUUUCGGACGUGACCGUGACAAAGACGCAGACACAGACACAAACGCAGACGCAAACGCAGACGACGACAAUUCCCGUGACCACGUCCGUCUCCCGCACGCUAAACAUCACGCGCACAUUCGAUGUCACGCGCACGUGGAAUGCGACCUCCGUCACGACGUCGACCGCGGUCUGGACGUCGGACGUCAUCCACACGUCGACGGUCUACCGCACGCUGACCAACACGGUCAACGAGACGCACACGGUGGACGUGACCGUCUCUGUGACGGUCGACGUGCCGGUGAGCAAGACGCUGUUGACGACGUCGACGAACGUGGUCAAUGCGACGUCGACGGCGACGGCGACCGCGGUGGUCACACACGUCCAGGAGACGACGUCGACGCACGUGAUUGACACGACGUCGAUAGCAACAUUGACAGCGACAGCGACGGCGACAGCGACGGCGACAGCAGUGGUCACGCACGUCCAAGAGACGACGUCGACGCAUGUGGUCCAGGCAACAUCGACGGCCACGGCGAUUGUCUCGGUCACGCUGCCGCCGGUGACGGAAACAAAGACGGUGGUCAGCACGGUGCACGUCACCCUACCGGCUUCGACAUCGUCGGCGUCUUUCAAUGCGACGAGAGCGGCUACAACGGCGACGACGACGGCGACAACCACAUCAACAACGACAACGACAUCGACAACGACGACGACAUCGACAACGACAUCGACUGCGGUCGUUCGCGUUGCAAACGACAUUCAACCGAAUGCGGACCGUGUUGCCUUUGCAGACGUUGCAGGCGGUGCAGACAAUGCAGACAACGCGGCGGUUGUGUACGUGACGUCGACGCGGAUGCACACUGUGACGCAGAUUGAGGUGGCAAUGGCGACUGUGGCGGCGGUUUGA
Molecule: messenger RNA, 1914 nt
Organism: Sporothrix schenckii 1099-18
Lineage: Eukaryota; Fungi; Ascomycota; Sordariomycetes; Ophiostomatales; Ophiostomataceae
Exons: 1
Coding region: 1-1914 (637 amino acids)
Molecular function (GO): chitin binding
Source: RefSeq, a predicted model, not a curated record